Molecule: messenger RNA, 3649 nt
Organism: Dissoconium aciculare CBS 342.82
Lineage: Eukaryota; Fungi; Ascomycota; Dothideomycetes; Mycosphaerellales; Dissoconiaceae
Exons: 2
Coding region: 420-3470 (1016 amino acids)
Biological process (GO): endocytosis; ER to Golgi ceramide transport; exocytosis
Cellular component (GO): intracellular membrane-bounded organelle; cytosol; perinuclear endoplasmic reticulum
Molecular function (GO): sterol binding
Source: RefSeq, a predicted model, not a curated record
GUCAGAUUUAAUCUCCUGCCCUGUUCAAACACUCGCAAUGUUCUCCUAUCGUCCCAUUGCCCAGCGCGUCCUAAACCACGUUGGCUAUGAACCUCAUUCACGCCAUUUCACCGGUCGGCUCGGCCGUUGAACAACCUCCGUGCGGAUUCGGAGCUUCAGCUUCGACUAGAACCCGCGCGACUGUCCACUGGCCGCUUCCAAGAUCUCGUACGUGAAGCGAUCGGAUGGCUGCCUAAACCGAAGUUAUGCAGCGCAAUACCUCGACGAGAUCACAUCCGCAGUCGCAUCUUUACUUCUCAUGCCGAUGACGAUCCACGCCUCGGAAUAUUCUUAAGUGCACAAUUGAGGGGACUUGUACGCAGAACACGUUCCUCCCAAGCUCGAGGGGUCGUCGAAAACACAGCUGAAGCUACCACACCAUGGCCGGGAUCGAACAGAUUGUGGUGCACUCCAAGAGCUAUUUGGUUCGUUGGAUACAGGUACCGGAAUACCAUUCGAUAUCAUGGACGGUUCAGCCUCACAAGAAGGGAAUCAAUUUCGGCAUCUUCAAACACCCGGGCACUCGCAAUGGCAUUACCCCCAACCUACCAACACAGGACCACGUCGAUGAGGCCAGUGUACCUCCCACGCCAGCAGUCGAAGAUGUGCCUAGGCCCAGACGAGAGUCUGUCCAGGGAAGUCAGAUCGUGGAAAAGUUGCAGAGCAUCGGGAUGAAGUCUGUGGCAUGGACCGGGAAAUGCGAGGCGGAUAAAGUGUCUAUGGGAAGAUAUGAUGUGCAACAAGGCGAGAGCGGAACAUAUGGACUGGUGUUUGACAACACCUUUUCCAAGCAGACAUCCAAGAAUGUGACGUUUGUGCUCAUCACACAUCCGACAAACGCACCGCCCAAGUCGGGACAUCACCUACAUUACUCCCAAGCGAGUUCCAAUGGCAGAUCUUCGAGCGUAGGAAACACACCGACCAUACGUUCGGCCCACGAGUCCACAGAUUCUCUGUCGCAAAGUAAUGCGCAUCGGGCGGUGCUGGAGGAUCCGAGGCCAGUCUCGAAACACGGCCGCUUCUUAGAAGUCAAGGGUCUCGAAGGUACAACAUUCUAUACCGGCGUGCUCUCCAAAAAGAAGCGUAAGAAGGGUCAAGGAUUUGCCAAGCGAUAUUUCUCUCUCGACUUCACAUCUUCGACGUUAUCAUACUAUCGCGAUAGACACUCAUCUGCCUUGCGCGGAGCAGUUCCAUUAUCUCUAGCCGCGGUUGGUGUCAAUGAGAAAACGCGCGAGUUCUCCGUAGACUCGGGCGCCGAAGUCUGGCAUCUUAAGGCUUUGAAUCGAAAAGAUUUCGACGGCUGGCGGGAAGCAUUGGAGCGGGCUUCGACAACGGCUGCUUCACUGCCUCCGACGCCGGCGAAAAGUCUCAACAAGGCACGACCGGUCUCCGCUGUUCCAGCAGAUCCUAGAGAAGAUGACGAAUGGGAUCAAGUUCAACGACUUGUCAGUAUUGUCUCGGGAUCUCGAGAUGCAGUGCGUGGCCUUGCAAAGGACACUGAUCCAAAAUCCACAGCUGGACUUCAAACAUCAGGCUUGGGCCUCAACGUACCCAGCAACCACAGUGCUCUGCCGAGUCCGUCCAACGAUGCCAGUAACCCUUACUUUCCAGACAUGGACGAGCAAGCUGCAGACCGACGAUCGUUCUGGAAAAGAAAGACCAGUGCUGAUCGAAGUCCCUCGACGGUGUUCCGACGAAGCGUAUCAGGGCAGCUUGCGGUACCAUCACCUACAAUCGCGAGCCCGACGAGUCCCGUGAUGGGCAACUUCUCCUUGCUUCCGCGACGACCGAGUACCACACAGAUUCCGGCGGUGACGACCGAUGUUCAUGAGCGAUGCCUGGCACUGCUCCACGAUCUCGAUACCGUAGUUGCAGAAUUCACGGCACUUCUAUCCGAAAGCAAAGCGCGACGGAAUCCUCCUUUGGCGACAUCCGUCUCGCGCCUUUCGAUGGAAUCCGUCGAUGAGCAGGAGUAUUUCGAUGCCGAUGACGGGGCGAGGGCAGCUUCGCAGCUCCUCAAGAUUCGCCGAAACACCGAAAGUGAGGCUGGUGAUGCGCGUGAGGAGCAGCACUACGAUUCAGACACUAGCAGUGAAGCAGGUGGACUGGCAGGUUCCGUGGUGUUCGGCGCGCCUAAACCAGAGACGAAGGGCGAGUUCCCCUCUCGACCGGAUAGUCUUCCACCUCUACCAUUGGGUCCUGUUGUACGCCGGCCUACAAUUCAGCCCCCGAAGCAAGCACCGCCGAGUAUCAUCGGAUUCCUUCGAAAGAAUGCCGGCAAAGACUUGUCUACAGUAUCGAUGCCGGUGACAGCGAACGAACCUACCUCUUUACUCCAGCGUCUGGCUGAAAGCAUGGAGUAUGCAUCACUGUUGGAUUCGGCCGCCUCUAUAGAUACUUCCCCUGCAGAGCGACUGAUGUACGUGGCCGCGUUUGCCAUAUCCUACUUCGCCAACAGUCGUGUGAAAGAGCGAGCGAUCCGCAAACCCUUCAAUCCGAUGCUCGGCGAAACCUUUGAGCUCGUUCGGGAAGAUCUCGGGUUUCGAUUUGUCGCCGAGAAGGUCUCGCAUCACCCUGUCCGAACAGCUUGUCAAGCAGAGAGCUUGAACAAUGGUGGCUGGUGCUUUACGCAAUCUCCUCAGCCGAUCCAGAAGUUCUGGGGCAAGUCCGUCGAGCUCAACACCGAAGGUCGCGCCCGGGUUGUGCUUUAUGCCUCCCAGGAGCGCUACUCAUGGAACCAGGCGACCUGCUUUCUCCGCAAUGUGAUCGCCGGCGAGAAAUACGUUGAACCUGUGCAAACCAUGACCAUCCAAAGCGAAACCAGCCACCUCCGCGCCAUCGCCACCUUCAAAGCCGGCGGCAUGUUCUCCGGCCGCAGCGAGGACGUCUCCGUGCAAAUCCUAGACGGCGAUGAAUCCCUCCCCCUCGGCCUGAUCGGCAAAUGGACCGAAGGCCUCCACCGCACCGACACCGACGAAGUCGUCUGGACCGUCGGCUCGCUCGUCCCCGACGCCCCUCGCGUAUAUGGCUUCACCACCUUCGCCGCCGCCCUGAACGAAGUCACCGAUAUCGAGCGCGGCCAUCUGCCCCCGACGGAUUCCCGCCUACGUCCGGACCAGCAGGCCCUGGAAGGCGGCGAGAUCGACCGGGCCGAGGCGCUCAAGGCCCGCCUCGAGGAGCGGCAACGCUCCCGUCGAAAGGUCCUCGAGGGACACGGUCGGAAGUGGACGCCGCAGUUUUUCGAGAAGAUGGUUUCGCCUUCUUUCGGCUCUUCCCCUUCUUCUUCAUCUCCUGGGGACAACAACGCUGUGGAAGAGGGUGAGGAGGUCUGGGUGCUCAAGAAGGCGGGAAGUCAUGCCGGAGAGGCGGAGUAUUGGCAUCGGAGGGCGAAUGGGGAUUGGAAGGAUGUGCAGGAGGUCUUUGAGCUGUAGGGGAGCUCUCCCGUCGUCGCUCAGGUUGUGUCGUAUGGCAAUGUGUACAUAGCAAUGAAUGAGGAGAUAUUGAUUCUGGCGGAAAGGGACAGUGCUCCCUCAGCUCCCUUUCAUAUGGGAUUGUUAGGUGCCCCCCUCCCCUUCCGGGAUACACUCGACUGUUUACCAUCAAACACCGC